GUCGGGAGCGCUCUAGAGCAGUGUGCACGCGAGGCGCGUUCCAGUCUGACAGCACCGCGUUCCUUUCAGAAUGAAGUCUUGCGUUGUGCUCGCGUUCCUCCUGUUCUCUCUCAUCUGUCUGAUGUACCAGGCGUCGGACGCGUGUUCAUGCGCGAUGUCUCAUCCACAGGACGCGUACUGUCACUCCGACAUCGUGAUCAGAGCUAAAAUAGUGGGGAAGAAGCUGCUGGACGACGGUCCGUUUGGCACCCUGCGCUACACCGUCAAACAGAUGAAGAUGUACAAGGGCUUCGAGAAGAUCCAGCACGUGCAGUACGUCUACACACACAACUUCGAGAGCAUGUGCGGAGUCAAGUUCGACAUCAACAAAUACCAGUAUCUGAUCACAGGCCGUGUUCACGACGGGAAGCUGUACACGGGUCUGUGUAACUUCAACGAGCGAUGGGAGCGUCUGUCUCUGGCGCAGAAGAAGGGCAUGAACCAUCGCUAUCAGCUGGGCUGCGACUGCAGGAUCAAGCCGUGCUACUACCUGCCCUGCUUCGUCACGUCCAAGAACGAGUGCCUGUGGACAGACAUGCUGUCUCCACACUUCAGCUACCCGGGCCAUCAGUGGCGCCACUACGCCUGCAUCCAGCAGAAGGAGGGCUACUGCAGCUGGUACCGAGGCACGAACACCCGCGACAAGCUCACCAUCAACACCACCGACCCCUGAAGCGCAUCAGAACCGCCGGAACAUCAGCCCCGUCGAGUCACACGGAGCCGCCCGCAUUAACCUGAUUAAACACGAUCGCAAUAAAACCCUGCUCUUUUAUAGUGAUGUGCUGCUUUUUAAACAUGAUUUCAUUGAUACGGAAGCCUGCUGUUGUUUAUGUGCGUGUGGCAGAUUUAUACGGUUCAGUAUCUAUUUAUGAGUCGAGAAAUGCAGAGAAAUGAUUCCCUCCUUCUUGCUGUUUAUGAUAUAAGCUAUUGGAGUUGUGAUUAGUAUUUUUGUAUUACGUUAAAGCAGAGAUUAUAAACGGUAGACCGAUCACAUCCUUUCUGCAUCUAGGCUGAAGACGGCGUGCGUCUAAAAUGCAUUUUCUGAUGAUGUUUGACAGAUAUGAAGCAGACGUGACAAGCGUGUAAUCUUUUGAUUUCUGCUCCAUUCCUGCGUCGCUGCUGCUUUAGAGUCUCAGCCGCCGGCGCGUGUUUGUAGAUCAUGUAAAUAUUCUGUCUGUAACACAAACAUCCUGCUCGGAUCAGACCCGUCUGACUCUCACUGAACGCUCGGGUGUGGUGUGUGUGGUGUUGUGAGUGUGUGUGUGGUGUGA
Messenger RNA from Cyprinus carpio (common carp), 1310 nucleotides. Its product is annotated as metalloproteinase inhibitor 3-like. Gene Ontology annotation, cellular component: extracellular matrix. Gene Ontology annotation, biological process: negative regulation of membrane protein ectodomain proteolysis; negative regulation of endopeptidase activity. The record is from RefSeq and is a predicted model, not a curated record. Gene Ontology annotation, molecular function: metalloendopeptidase inhibitor activity; protease binding. Lineage: Eukaryota; Metazoa; Chordata; Actinopteri; Cypriniformes; Cyprinidae.